CAAUUACGCAUGCGCACUGUUUACACUUCCGUGUUUGGAUGUUUUCCAACAAAUUUUCAAUAUUUUAUAAUUUUAUAUAGAUUUUCAAAUUGCAAGACAAGUGUUGAUAAUUCAGACUGACAAUACUUUGGAUUACAUACAAUGGAUUUUAAAAAUUUAAUAGAAGAGGCUGAAACGUGGAUAAAAGACAAGACACCUGAUUUCAAAGUUUUGUCCAAUGAUCCAGAUGAGAGAAAAAUUACUUUCUCUUUGACAUAUUCAGAGACCAAGACUUUUUAUGUUGUUUGUCCUUUAAAAAAGGAGCAAGGAUGGCAUGUAUGGAGUACAAAUGAAGAUAUCCUUUGCUCAAUGCAGGACACACAGGAUUAUGUUCUCAGUGAGAGACAGAAGACAAUCUCAGACAUUCUAGCUCGAGUUCAAAAAGAUGUCAAAGAGCCUCCACCAGUUGCAGCAAAAGAAGAUGAAAGUGAUGACGAUGGCUGUUGCCUUGACGAUGAUUGUGAUGAUGAAGAUGAUUUGGAUGAUUAUUAUAAUGAAUUAGAUGUGGAUGCCACAACAGAGGUUGUUAAAAAAAAAGAUCCUGAGGAAGAUUCUGCAGAUGCAUACUUCAUGGGAUCAGGAAGUCCAGCAGCUGUACAAAGGCUCGUUAAAGAUUUAAAAAACUUAAAAACAACGAAUGGCAAGUUUGGUGUUCGUGGAGAACCAAGGGGCAACAACUUAUU
Owenia fusiformis is the source of this 722-nucleotide messenger RNA. The record is from the annotation of a GenBank genome assembly. Lineage: Eukaryota; Metazoa; Annelida; Polychaeta; Sabellida; Oweniidae.